ACUGCAAAAAGAACAAAAUAAUAAUUAGGGAUAUUUUUUAAACAACUUCUUUUGGUUUAACAAAUAAAUACAUAUCAAUCUAACCCUAAUCUCUAAAAUGCUCAAUCGACAGGCACAAUCACAUGCCUAUUUUGUGCCAGACACUCUGCUAGAUUCAAAUACAACUCAGAUCUUAGUUAUAUCAUUUCACAGAAUUAAAGAUUUUAAUAUAAGAAAAUUUAAGGAAAAAUGGGACUUAUGUAUAUUCUGUUUUUCUGUACUUUGUUCUGUUUAUAUUCCUAUGUUAUUUCAACAGUAGUAAUGCAUAACUUUCCCACAAGCUUCAUUCUUUCAUGUAGAGAAAAAGGUGAUAAAAUUUUCCUGAAAUAAAGCAUUUUCUUACAAAUAUGUACUUCACUUUAAAUGUUUAUUUACAUAUUAUUAACACUAUGUAAGUUAUAGGAGAGCUUCAGGUUCUCCAUACCAAUUUUUUUGUUUUGUUUUUUUCUUUUUCCAUAUCCAAAUUUUAACCCAAAAUAUUACCAAAUAGAGUAAACCUUUGCUGAGCUUCUUAGGAAAGACAAAAGAUGCCUGCAAUAACUUGGUCUUCAGAUCAUACCAAAAGUACCAUCUUAGUAUGCCAUUAACAUAUAAGAAGAUCCUGAAAUGCAUGUAUGUCACAUGUACCUUUUCUUUCCGUUUUCUGUGACAUCACCUGGGAAUAUCCAGAAGAUUGGAUAAUCAAGAAAUGACUAAUCAAGAGUCUGCUGUACAUGUGAAAAUGAUGCCAGAAUUCCAGAAAAGUUCAGUUCGCAUCAAGAACCCUACAAGAGUAGAAGAAAUUAUCUGUGGUCUUAUAAAAGGAGGAGCUGCCAAACUUCAGGUAAUAACAGACUUUGACAUGACACUAAGUAGAUUUUCCUACAAAGGGAAAAAAUGUCCAACAUGUCAUAAUGUCAUUGACAACUGUAAACUGGUGACAGAUGAAUGUCGACAAAAGUUACUACAACUAAAGGAAAAAUAUUAUGCUAUUGAAGUUGAUCCUGUUCUUACUAUGGAAGAGAAAUACCCUUAUAUGGUAGAAUGGUAUACUAAGUCACAUGGUUUGCUUGUUGAACAAGCUUUACCAAAAGCUAAACUUAAAGAAAUUGUGGAAGAGUCAGAUGUUAUGCUCAAGGAAGGAUAUGAAAAUUUCUUUGAUAAGCUCCAACAGCACAGUGUCCCUGUGUUCAUAUUUUCGGCUGGUAUUGGUGAUGUAUUAGAGGAAGUUAUCAGUCAAGCUGGUGUUUAUCAUCCAAAUGUCAAAGUAGUGUCCAACUUCAUGGAUUUUGAUACAAAUGGGGUGCUCAAGGGAUUUAAAGGAGAAUUAAUUCAUGUAUUUAACAAACAUGAUGGUGCCUUGAAGAACACAGACUAUUUCAAUCAACUAAAAGACAAUAGCAAUAUAAUUCUGCUGGGAGACUCCCAAGGAGACUUAAGAAUGGCCGAUGGAGUAGCCAAUGUUGAACACAUUCUGAAAAUUGGAUAUCUAAAUGAUAGAGUGGAUGAGCUUUUAGAAAAGUACAUGGACUCUUAUGAUAUUGUUUUGGUAAAAGAUGAAUCAUUGGAGGUAGCCAACUCUAUCUUACAGAAGAUCCUAUAAACAGGCAUUCUUCUAGAAGACCUCUCUCCCAUGGGAGCAAUGAUGAAAGAACUGCUUGUGUUCAUGUUGCUGAAAGACUCUUAUUUAUAAUAUAUUCUUGCUCUUGAAUUUUUUCCUUUACAUUACUUAAAUAUUUUCAGACAUGUUGAAUCCAUGAACUGGAAGCUCCUUUUUCUUCACCUUUUUCAACACACUCCCCACCAUAUUUUUUUAAUAGAUUAAGAAAAAAAAAAUCUUAAAGCCAAAAUUAGAAAAAUAACUCCAUACUUUUCCAAAGCGGAUUUUGUAGUUUAAUUUUAUCAUGCAUUUUUCAAGGAGUCUUUUUACACUGGGAAAGUUUGUAAAAGUUAAAAAAGAAGUUUUAUGAAAUGGUCAAAUAAUAUGCAUGAUUUUUAAGUAUUACCAUUUUUGGAAUUUGGGUGAAUUAUGCUGAUGGUAUCUCUAUCACCAGAAACUGUGUUGUGUUUGGUUAUUUUGUUUGGGAAACAUCAAUAUUUACUAGAAAAGACUGGUACUUGGAAUUUGGUGAAAAAACUGUUGGUGUCCACAUGUCACUAGUCAUUACAAACUGUUCUGUAUUGAAGCACUGAUAAUAAACAUGAAAUGGAAAAUCUUUUUAA
Messenger RNA from Choloepus didactylus (southern two-toed sloth), 2241 nucleotides. RefSeq names its product 5'-nucleotidase, cytosolic IIIA (gene NT5C3A). Gene Ontology annotation, molecular function: magnesium ion binding; 5'-nucleotidase activity. NCBI's taxonomy places the organism in Eukaryota, Metazoa, Chordata, Mammalia, Pilosa, Megalonychidae. The record is from RefSeq and is a predicted model, not a curated record. Gene Ontology annotation, cellular component: cytoplasm. The transcript is spliced from 9 exons. The coding region runs from base 728 to 1621 and encodes 297 amino acids.